CAGCUUCAAGCAAGCCACGACCACGAGGCACGAGCUAGCUAACCCCAGCACACCUGCUAAUCCUAGCACACGAGCAACCAUCUAGCUUAACUACUUCGAGAGUGAGUGAACUCCAGCUAAUAAAGUAGCAAGCAUGGCGUACAGAAUGCUGGAGGUGACCCUCCAGUCGGCCAGGAACCUCAAGAACGUGAACCUCAUGUCGCGCCUCGAGGUGUACGCCGUGGCCACCAUCUCCGGCGACCCCAUGACGCGCCAGUGCACCCCGCCGGACCCCUACGGCGGCCGCCACCCCACCUGGAACACCACGCUCCGCUUCACCGUCCCGCCCACCGCCGCCGCCGGCGCCAGCGGCUGCCUCCACGUGCUCCUCCGCACCGAGCGCUCCCUCGGCGACCGCGACGUCGGCGAGGUCGUCGUCCCGCUCACCGACAUCCUCGGCCUCGGCGGCUCCUUCCGCGACCCGCGCGACCUCGGCCCCCGCCCGCCGCAGUUCGCCGUCUACCACGUCCGCAGGGUGCACCGCCCCGCCGACACCUACGGCGUGCUCUACCUCUCCUACCGCCUCGGCGGCGUCGUCCUGCCGCACCAGCAGCCUCAUCCUCAUGCGCCGCACCCGCACCACGACCACAUGCCGAGCGCCGCUGCCGCUCACGAAGAGCACCACGUCGUCGCGUACCCGGUGGCGCGGCCGUCGUUCCAUCAUCACCAGCCGUACGCCUACAUGCCGGGCCCGGCGCUCAUGCCGCCGCCGCACUCCGCGCAGGCUUCUUCCGGUUCCGGCGGGCACAUGUCGUCCUCGCCGCCGUCUCCACGGGCUUAUGGUGGUGGUGGGCAUAUGGCCCUCGCUCCGCCGCUUUCAAAGGCUUACGGUUACGGGCACCUGUCGAUGCCGCCGCUCCAAGCCUCCGGGAACACGGCCACGCAGCUCCAAGCCUCUGGGCACACGGCCACGCCGCCGGCGCCUCAAAAAGCAGCAGCCGGGUACAACGUUAACGCAGGCGCCUUGCCAUGGACGACUGCGAGGAGUAACGGCAGCGCGGACUUCGGCAUGGGGCUGAGCGCCGGCGACAUGAUGUCCGACGCCGCGGCGUACAACGCCGGGUACAGGGCGGGGAUGGCCCGCGAGUGGAGCGGGGCCCGCGGGGCCGUGUACUAGCUAGUGGAACAUCGGGUUGAUCAGUCCUAUUACUUAUUAUUAAGCUGAAUACUAGUAAUAAAGUUGAUUUGAUUUA
Messenger RNA from Triticum aestivum (bread wheat), 1232 nucleotides. Its product is annotated as protein SRC2. Bases 134 to 1156 code for a protein of 340 amino acids. Gene Ontology annotation, biological process: defense response. The record is from RefSeq and is a predicted model, not a curated record. The transcript has a single exon. Lineage: Eukaryota; Viridiplantae; Streptophyta; Magnoliopsida; Poales; Poaceae.